UGAACAUGAACUUUUUUUCACAUAAAAAGUAAGACUCACUUUAAUUCAGGUUUGUCUGAUAAAAAGUUUUAUAUUAGUGAAGAAAUAAGUAGAUUUUCUAGAUUUUGAUAUCAUAUUCACAUUUUAAAAAAUAUUUAUUUAGUGAUAAAAGGUUUUUGUAAGUUUAAUAUUCAUUUAAUAUUUUACUAAUACAAGAUUUGUGACGCAAAUGUUAACCGUGCGAGAAAUAGCUUCCUCUUGAUAUUUUAUCUUACCAACUAGAAUCAAGAGUCUAAUGUAGGAGUAUUUCAUGAUUCUCGAUAUAUAACAAUGUCAAUACCAAGAGAUUAAAUACUCAUUCGGUGAAGAAGAUGCACUUUAGAAACUGUUAGAAGUUGAAAUUUCAGUUACAAAUUUUGGGUUCAUUUAUCAAAGAUUUAAUUGGAAACUUAGCAUAUCUUUCUUUCUUAAUUAAAUAAUCAAGAAUGGUUGAGAAACCCCUUUUUUUUUUAAUUAUUUGUAAUUUUUAAAUUUACGCUCGCCGUAUUUUUUACUUUCUAUUUCCCAUCAAACGAAGCUAAGCACUUCUUGUACAGUCGCAACUCGCAGUCCAUCUUCUUCUUCUCUUGUCUCUCUCUCUCUCUCUCUCUCUCUCUUCUAUAGCAUGUCGGACUUCCGUUAGUGUUUUAACCGAGAAGAAAUGCUAAGAAAUCUUCGAUCUCGGCGGCGGCCGCGUUACGGUGCGCAGGUAUGCGCCGCCAUCUCAGCUCUUCUCCUCUUAUUUUCUGUCUCUCUCCUCUACUCUCGCCUUUCUCUCUCUUCCAAACCGCACAUCUAUCCCCACCACUCUUCCAUUGACAAAAACGACGACGUCGCUUUCCCCAAUAACCCUCUCCUCUCCGACUCCGACGAUGACGUCAGCACCUCGAACGACGACAAAAUUGACGAAUUCGACACCCUCGAAGAUAAUGACACCGUUUUAACCGAAGACGACAACAGCAACAACGAAAUCGAGCUGGAGGAAGAACAAGAAAUCACGACAAUGAAUCAAAAAAACAAGAUCUUUUCAUCUGGGCAUUUUUAUUUCGACCAUUUGAGCGGGUCAAUUAAAAGAGCUUCCAAUAAACGUUCGAUUGAAGAUUGGGAUUACGAUGGAGGUUUUUUGAACGAAGGGUUUUUGGGAGAAGAUGUUAAGAUUAAGACCGCCUUUGGAUCCGAUGAUAUUCCAUUGGAUGAGGAAGUUAGGAGGAAAAUGAGUGAAGUGGAAAGUGUUGAAGAUGCUUUGUUGGUGAAGAAAGUCGGUGGGAAAAAGGCGAAUCCUUUGAGGGAGAAAUGGGGGGAUUGGUUUGAUAAGAAAGGUGAUUUUCUGAGAAGGGAUAGGAUGUUUAAGUCGAAUUUGGAGGUUUUGAAUCCUUUGAAUAAUCCUUUGCUGCAAGACCCUGAUGGGGUUGGUGUUACUGGAUUGACUAGAGGGGAUAGAAUUGUACAAAAGUGGAUUUUGAGUGAGUUUAAGAAGGUCCCUUUUACUGGGAAGAAGCCUUUGGGGAUUUUGGAGAAGGGGUCAGAGGAUAAAAAGGGCGGUGAGGGUAAGAAAAACGAUAAUGCGAGGAAUGUGUUGAGCAAAAGAGAAAAUAGUAUUAAAGACUCGAGUUCCAAUACAAAUGGGAAUAAGACUAAUGAAAGUAAUAGAAGGAAGAAUGAGGUGAAGAAUGGACGUUUAGAGGCUGAUAAGAUGAACUCUGAGUUUUCAGGUCACAUAUAUGCGGAUGGAAAGAGAUGGGGUUACUAUCCUGGAUUAGAUUCUAGGCUGUCCUUUUCAGAUUUCAUGGAUGCAUUUUUAAGGAAAGGGAAGUGUGAUGUGAGAGUUUUUAUGAUAUGGAAUUCCCCUCCGUGGAUGUAUAGUGUUAGGCACCAAAGAGGGCUUGAGAGUUUGCUUGCUCAGCAUCGAGAUGCUUGUGUCAUAUUGUUCUCUGAAACGAUUGAGCUUGAUUUUUUCAAAGAAAGCUUUGUGAAAGAUGGUUACAAAGUUGCUGUUGCAAUGCCAAACCUUGAUGAAUUGUUGAAAGAUACACUCACCCAUGCAUUUGCUUCUGUGUGGUUUGAAUGGAGAAAGACAAAGUUUUAUGCCACCCAUUAUAGUGAGCUUGUGCGGCUUGCUGCUCUUUACAAAUAUGGUGGCAUUUAUCUUGAUUCUGAUAUUAUAGUUCUGAAACCAUUAUUGGCACUCAAUAAUUCUAUUGGCCUGGAAGACCAGCUUGCUGGAAGUUCUUUGAAUGGAGCUUUAAUGGCAUUCAGAAAGCAAAGUCCAUUCAUAAUGGAGUGUUUGAAGGAGUUCUAUAUGACGUAUGAUGAUACCCAGUUGAGAUGGAAUGGGGCUGAUCUUUUAUCAAGAGUUGCAAAAAGGGUUUUGAACAAUCAGCCAGAGUUGAAUGUGCGGCCUUCCUUUGUUUUCUUCCCUAUUAGUUCUCAGCAUAUAACAAGCUUGACAUCUGCUCUCAUUCCGGAGCCAGAGAGCCUUGUAGCCAGGCUUAUUGACUAUCCCUGUAUUCAUUGCUCUGAUGUAUUGUGAAUUUCACAUCUCUCCUCGGCCUGAGUCUUGUCAAAGAAUUGAUCAAAGCAUUUUUUUUCUCUAACCGGCAGUUGCAAAGUCUCUUGCUUCCUGUUAUUUUGAGAUUGUUCAAAAUUCUUAUAGAUGUACAGUUUUGUAAUUUCAUUUGUUUAUUUUAGCUAAAUGAUUAGGGCUGUCCUGCUUAUACAAAAUCAGAAUCAUUUUGUAAUUUAUUUGUUCAUUAGGUUCAGCGGAUAUGUGCCUUGGCAUUGAGAGGCAAAUAAUACAUCACCUUUUCAAGGCAUAGGAUGGUUAAUGAAUAAUACUUAUUGAAUUUUCCAUGGGUUUCUUUAUUGACUGUAAUCAAUUUCAUCGAUGAUGUGUAUGCUAUCACACUAACAUUGUGCUGAUAUCUAUGUUA
Molecule: messenger RNA, 2948 nt
Organism: Theobroma umbraticum
Lineage: Eukaryota; Viridiplantae; Streptophyta; Magnoliopsida; Malvales; Malvaceae
Product: alpha 1,4-glycosyltransferase family protein
Source: RefSeq, a predicted model, not a curated record